UUUCUCGUUUGUUUCGAGUGGACAACCUCGCACCUACCUACUUCUAUAUAUAUUGGAAUUUCGAUCGAUUUUCGCAGCAAAUCUCCAAGUAACAUCGACUAGUUCGGAAACUGCUAAGAAAGGGGAGGAGUUCCAAUCCAGAUCGGCAGCCAGGCACGCGCAGGGAGAGCAGAAGCAUCUGCUAGCCACGUGCCUCCAGCUGGGGCAUCAUCAGGCAGCUGUCGACCAUCUCCUUUCCGCUAUAUAAGGAACGAGACCGACUGACCGGACCAGUUAGUAUGAAAGAGCGCGAAAGGAUGUUGAGGUGGUUGUACGUAAUAUCCAGCUUGGCUGUUUGGACGAUUAUUUCGGCCGAUGGUAGCGGCAACACCAGGCAGUUAGCCCGUUUGGUCAACGACUUGCAGAGCCAGUUGACCGUACUACAAAAGGAACACGCGGAAGACCAAGAAACAAUUAGGCAAUUAGAGAAGUUACUAAGUGCCAAGUCGCCUAACGACGGACUGGAAAAUUUGGAAUUACAGUUGAAGGAAUUGAAACGUAGCCUUAGUGAAAUUGUUAAAUCUCCAGUAACCAGAGGGAGUGCCGACGUAACCGAUAUCAGAACCGAAACUACCACUCUGAGAAAUCAGCUACAGCAUCUCAGACAAGAAGUUUCCACUCUACAAGCCAGACAAGAGGAGAGCAACGUGGUUUUCGGACAGCUGAGGACUACCCAAAUCACUACUAAAUGGCUUCAGAGGAAAGUAGACGAGCUGAGAUCCGAAAUAAGAGAAGUGGCGGCAGUUCUCAACGUCUCCAGUGGUUUGAACCAACUUCAGAAGUUCGAUUCCAAUCUGGAACUGUUGAAAUCGGACUUUCGAGCUCUCAGAAGAGAUUACGAUCAGAUGGUUGCUUCCCAGGAAAGAGAAAACGCGGGUUUAAUCCAACUGAAACAAGAUGCUGCCGAGCUGAGAGAGAUAAUGCAGAGAUUGGCACUGAACAAUCAGCGCUUAGACCAGCAGGUGGAGGACCUGGAUUCAAUGAGGCAAAAGGUGCUGAACAAAAAGAAUAACGAAAUCGAAUUUUAUAAAAUGGGUGAGGAGCACGAGUAUAAUGGGCAUGAAGAAAACAUGCACCGUCACAGACACCACAGACACAUAAAGUCCGAGUUAUCGAAGAUGAAGGAAAUCUUGAGAAGUUUAGAAAGAAGCCAAAUUGCUAACGAGAAGGAAAUGAAUUCCCUGCGGACCAAUUAUAAAAACUUAAACAUGACGGUGGAACAGUUGAAGAAAAAUUCGGACCAUCUGAAGAGCCAAUCGAGAUCUCUGCAAACAGAACAAGGAAUUCUCAGACGUCAAGUCGGAGAAGUGUUGGAGAGUGUAAACAAAAUGGAAGACACGACAGGGAAAAACAGCGCCGCCAUAAUUAACAUGACCGAGACGGCGGGUGGAGUAGAUAAGUUGCAUUCGUCCACCAUGCAACUGUUCGAAGCGCUGGAAACUAUCGAAGGAGAAUACGGAAAUAACAUAGGAGAGCUUCAGAAAGAAGUGUCCAAAUUAGAAUUUAACGUGGCACAGAUCCAGUCUUCCUUCCAGGUGAUUCGACAAGAACAGUCGAACCACCGGGACAUGUUGAAAAUGUUAAAAAAAGACAUGUCUCUGAACCAGCUGCAAAGUCAAAGGAACCAUAUCGAAUUAACUUUGCUUCAGACGGAACUGCUGAAUCACACUUUGCAAUCGUGCAAAACUCUGAAGUCGGAACUGCUACAAAAUCGAGUUAAGACGUUGGAAGGAAGAAUCGAUCGAGUUUAUGCAGAACUUCGCCUGAAAGUCGACACGGAUGCUACAAAUCAAUGGAAGAAUCAGCAGAAAGCAUUAACGGAGGAAGUAGAAAAGGUUAAUUCCCUGCUGCCAUCUGUCGAGCAGAGAGAAGAGAAUUUGGAGAAGCAGAUUAAGAAGUUCGUUCGAAGACUUCCCAGAGAUUGCUCCUCGGUCGAGAGCAAAGAGAGUAAAGUGAAUCUGAUCCACAUCCCUGGGCUAUCGGAUCCGAAAGAAGUGUUCUGUGAUACGAAAACUGACGGAGGACAGUGGACAAUUAUACAGAAACGACAAAACGGGGAGGUCCAAUUCGAUCGCAAGUGGGAUGCGUACAAAGAGGGAUUUGGAGAUGCAGAAAACGAGUACUGGAUAGGAAACGAAGCGCUUCACUUAAUGACAAGCAGCGACAAUUACACUCUUCGUAUCGACAUGUGGGAUAUGUUCGGCCGUUACAAAUACGCCCAGUAUAACAUGUUCCUGGUUAUGAGCGAACACGACGGUUACAGAUUAGCCAUCGGUGCAUACAGCGGUAACGCCAGUAACGCAUUAGAGUAUCAUAACAGCAUGGAGUUCAGCACCUCCGACAGAGAUAACGACGCUAGUAACACCAACUGCGCCAUGUAUUACUCUAGCGGAUGGUGGUAUAAUCACUGUCAAUUUGUCAACAUUAAUGGCAAAUAUAAAAUCGGACUGACUUGGUACGACAUCGACAGUCACGAAUGGAUCCAACUAAAGAAAGUGGAAAUGAAGAUAAGGCCGAGAAGGUAACAGGUUCUACCUCUAUCGUCCCGUCUUUUUUAUUUAUGAGUGCCAAACAAGUAAUGUUUAAUCAUGCAAUAGGAUUUACCUUCGCCAUUAAAAUACGAAAAAAUUGUAAAAUGGACAUUUAAAUAUCGAAGGUUUAUCUCAAAACAUUUGAUAAUUUAUUAACAUUUUUUUACAUUAAAAAAAACCUCGUGGGAUUUAAUCAUCCCUAACCUUAUCCUAGAGUGUACAGCCCAUUGUGAUUACGUUGUAUAUAAGUUGCUUGUAUACAUUCCUCGUAAAUACGAUCAUUGUGAAAUAGUAAUGUACAUAUUGUAUUUAGGAAAUAUUUUAAUUAAUAAAAUAAUUAAGUAUAUUUACUGUAUAGAAUA
Molecule: messenger RNA, 2932 nt
Organism: Centruroides sculpturatus (bark scorpion)
Lineage: Eukaryota; Metazoa; Arthropoda; Arachnida; Scorpiones; Buthidae
Product: protein scabrous-like
Exons: 6
Coding region: 279-2564 (761 amino acids)
Source: RefSeq, a predicted model, not a curated record